UCCACAUCGACCGCUUACUAAGAACAUUGUUGUUCUUCAAUGCUGGGAAGGAAAAUGGGUAUAUCGAAGAAGAUAAAUUACCGACUUCUGUACUCAUUACCAUGGGUACAAACAGCGUCUAUUUCGCAAAUCAUAAUUUACACCGUUACAGAGUACACCAUGAUCAUUGCUGGAAGAAUAGGGAUUCGACACGGAUGAGGAGCGUAUCCGCGGGCCCCCG
Aspergillus pseudonomiae is the source of this 220-nucleotide messenger RNA. RefSeq lists its product as uncharacterized. The coding region runs from base 40 to 198 and encodes 52 amino acids. Lineage: Eukaryota; Fungi; Ascomycota; Eurotiomycetes; Eurotiales; Aspergillaceae. The transcript has a single exon. The record is from RefSeq and is a predicted model, not a curated record.